Malania oleifera is the source of this 859-nucleotide messenger RNA. RefSeq names its product auxin-responsive protein SAUR22-like. Gene Ontology annotation, biological process: response to auxin. The record is from RefSeq and is a predicted model, not a curated record. The transcript has a single exon. Lineage: Eukaryota; Viridiplantae; Streptophyta; Magnoliopsida; Santalales; Ximeniaceae. The coding region runs from base 61 to 558 and encodes 165 amino acids.
CUUCAAACUACCAGUCUGCAACCUGCAGGGCAGAACAUUUUUACUUAUCUAACAAAAGAUAUGAGUGAUGAUGAUGCGGCGUAUAUGGGGAAGCAGAAGAAGAAGAAGAAGAUGGAAUAUUACACGAAGAAACUCGCGAAGAUGGUGGGGAUGAAUAAGGUCCUCGGCGGCGAUGACGCCGUCGAUUAUCUUGAUCAUCGUCGUGAUGCGGAUGCUUUGCACCGGCAUCUGCUGCUGGAAUACUGUUUGGUUGGGCCGACGACGGCGGCGGCGGCGGCGUCUCCUUCGGGCUGCGGCGGCGGUGGCACCACGCCGCCUGGAUUUGUGGCGAUAUAUGUGGGGGAGGAGCGGCGGCGAUUCGUGGUGCCGACGGGGCAUCUGUCUCACCCGCUAUUCAGGAUGCUGCUGGAGAAGGCGGGCGACGAGUUUGGGUUCGCGCAGAAGAGUGGGCUGGUGGUUCCCUGCACCGUCUCCGCGUUCCGGGACGUGGUCGCCGCCGUGCAAAGCUGCCGCGGCAACUUUGACCUUGGUAAAUUAAUGGAGGAAGAGUUAGUUUGAUUGCUUGCUUUGUUUGAAGGAUUACCUAAUUGUAAUGCUAGAGCUAAUUGAUGGAUGAACCAUGCACAAAUUUAUCUGGCGAAUUUAAUUUAGAGCAAUUAUUUGAGCGAGCAAUAUAUAUAUAUUCACACAUAACCGGCAUAAGAACCAUGCAUGAGAAGCAAGACCCCCAAUCACUUAGGGGAUGUAAUUUUAUUUUUAAUUAUUGUAAAUAAAAGUUAUAUUACUUUUAAAUUUUUAGAAAUUGUACAAGAAUAUUGAUUUUUUUUAUUUAAAAAUUUCCUACAGAAAUUUUGGGAAA